AGAAGAGGCUCCAUUGUUGGCGUAUAAUCUUCAUCAAGGCAGAAUUUUCCCGUUUUGGAUGUCAUUAGAUCAGAUUUAGGUGUGCUUCAUGUUCUGGACGCUAAGCACGUUUCAAAGCCCCCCAGCUGUCAUUUAAGGGGUAUUGACUACGUUGGGUGCACAUCAUGCCAUCUGUUUGUGCCACAAAACUUCUUUAUCUUUCAAUUGGUAUUCUACGUCAUUUCAUCUAUACAGAAUGCUCCAUCGCUACAGUGAGGCUGGCGGGCCGCGACUCGACGCGUUGUUCCGGCCGAGUGGAGGUCCUCCACAAUGGCAUCUGGGGCACCGUUUGCGACGACCACUGGAGCUUGGCCAACGGCCAGGUGGUGUGUCGCGAGCUGCAGUGCGGUUCGGCACUGGCCAUCCGGAAAGCGGCGUUCUUCGGCCAAGCCAAGGAGCAGAUAUGGCUGGACGACGUGCAGUGCACCGGAAGCGAAAUGUCUAUCCUUAAGUGCUCGCACAGGCCCUUCGGGGAGAACAACUGUGGUCACAGCGAAGAUGCCGGUGUGGUCUGCUCGGAUCAUGUGCGAGUGAUCAACGGAACCAAUCGGUGUAACGGCCGACUGGAGGUCUACCUGAACGGCCUCUGGAACAAAGUCUGCGCUGACUUGGGCGUGCCCGAAUCCAAGGUGGUGUGCCGGGAGCUUAAUUGCGGAAACCCUCUGGUUUCUGCUGAAAAGCCAUAUUUUGGAGAAUCGCGUGACCUCUUAGGGGUGAAAACCAUCUGCUCGGGCAACGAGACCUCCAUCUCGCAAUGCUCGCACAAGUCCAUCAGAGACCAUUGCGUUGAUGCCACCGUUUCCUGCUAUAACAGCCAACCCAUUCGUCUGGUCAACGGGACCAACCGCUGCUCGGGUCGUGUGGAGCUCUUGUACUUGGACCAGUGGGGAACGGUGUGUGACGACAAAUGGGGUAUCCAAGAGGCGAGCGUGGCAUGCCGCGAGAUGGGCUGUGGGGCUCCCUUGGAAGUCAAGUUCAAGGCCUACUUUGGCAGCGGCGACGACCAAACGUGGCUAGACGAUGUGGAGUGCACAGGCCAGGAGAAGUCGCUAACAGAGUGCUCGCACAAAGGAUUCGGGGAGCAUGACUGCAGCCAUAGCGAGGAUGCCGGCGUCAUAUGUUCAGAAACACUUCGACUGAUUAACGGGAGCUCACUCUGCUCGGGCCGCCUGGAGGUCCUCCACAACGGCAACUGGGGCAAGUUGUGUGAUCACAACUGGAGCACCAAGGAGGCCAGUAUGGUCUGUCAGGAGCUAAACUGUGGAGGUCUUUCCAAAUCUGUUGAGUACUUUGGCGAAAGCCAGCUCAGGAAAUACAAGGGGACUUGUCCAAGUGGCGCCACCUCGUUCUCUCAGUGCACCGUCGAGGAAACCGCCGAGACGUGCCGAGGGGUUUCACUUUCAUGUGUGGGCUCUCCCACGAUACGGCUCGCCAACGGCACGGACCGAUGCUCGGGCCGAGUGGAAUACUACCACGACGGCGUUUGGGGGUCGGUGUGUGACGACUCCUGGGACAUUCGAGACGCUCAAGUUGUGUGCCGAGCCAUGGAUUGCGGCACGGCCAUGACGGCCAAAUCUGGUGCCUAUUUCGGCGAAGGCAAGGGAGAGAUCUGGCUGGAUGACGUGGAUUGCAAGGGCAACGAGUCGACUUUGAGCAACUGUGUGCAUUCAGCCUUCGGAGAUAACAACUGCAAUCAUGGCGAAGAUGCUGGAGUGAUGUGUUCAGCAACCAUCAGACUGAUAAAUGGGACCAAUCAGUGUUCGGGCCGCGUGGAGGUCCACCACCAAGGCCACUGGUGGUCGGUGUUCAACGUCCAGUGGGGGCUGCAUGAAGCGGCAGUGGUGUGCCGGGAGAUGAACUGCGGCGAUCCCGUGAAGGCAUCGGGCUCAUUCGGGCAAAGUGGUGCCGGUAAUGGGUACAAGAUUAGCUGCAACGGGAGGGAGACUUCACUCACGGAGUGCACAUUGCGGGAUUAUGUCCGAAGUGGCCAUGAUCUCGUCGAGGAGGCAUCUGUCCAAUGCUCGGGCAACGUGAGGUUGGUUGGUGGCCACAACCGUUGCGUCGGGAGGGUGGAGUUUUACAACAAAGGCCGCUGGGGUGACAUCUGCAGUGAAAUGUGGGACAGGAGUGACGGUGGGGUGGUGUGCAAGCAGUUGGAUUGCGGCACCGUCCAUAAUAUCACUUCAGGGAUGGAAUACGGCCACGGCUCGGGACACGUCUGGAUUGAUCAGAUUGAAUGCAUUGGGUUGGAGUCCACGUUGGCGCAGUGCCCGCAAAGUUCCUUCCAUGGGAGAACGUGCAACACCACGUCGCUCGCCGGUGUCAUCUGCUCAGACAGCUUGGAAGUACGCUUGGUGGACAACGAGAUCAAAUGCACGGGCAGGGUGGAGGUCCAGCACGACAACGUGUGGCACUCUGUGUGCGACGCCCACUGGGACCUCGCUAAAGCCGACGUGGUGUGCGAUCGUUUGCAGUGCGGCCGCGUGGUGAGCGUCCACGGCGGCGCCCAUUUCGGCCAAAGCAGCGGGCUCGUGGUGGAGGCCAACGACGCCUGUUUUGCCAAUGCCACCACUCUUCAGCAGUGUUCACUCAAGGGUUUCACUAAGUCAACGUGCGAGCAUGAUCGUGACGUGGGUGUUUCUUGUGCAGCAAAAAUAAGGCUGGUUGGCGGCUGGAGUGGAUGUUCCGGUCGGGUGGAGGUGUUCCACGCUGGCUUGUGGGGGACUGUGUGUGACGACGAGUGGGAACUGCCCGCUGCCGAUGUGGUGUGCCGACAGCUAGGCUGUGGCCAUGCCGUGUCGGCCCCCUCCACCGCACACUUCGGGUGGGGUACUGGACCCAUAUGGCUCGACAACGUGGUCUGCGAAGGUCAGGAGUUGGCCAUCACACACUGCACUCACGAGGAUUUCGGGGAAAAUAACUGUGGCCACUCUGAGGAUGCUGGAGUCAUCUGUUUGGGUGCUCUGGAGAAGCCUCGGAUCACAGUGAGUCCUUCCGUGGAGGUCAACUGGGGUGAAAAUGUGGAGUUCACCUGCACCAUCCUGACUGAGCACGUAGGCGGCACCUUCUUGCUGAAAAGGUUGCAGGGGUUAUUCAAGCUCCACAAGUAUAGCGAGAGUGAAGCGGCCACCUUCAGCGUGCCGAGAGUCAACUUCAGCCACCAGGGCUCGUAUUUCUGUGAGUACCAGAAGAAAGUAGACAAUAACAUGAUCUACUAUCCUCAAGGAGACCCCGUGGAACUCGACAUCAAAGUGUCGCUGGAGAAGCCGCUCAUAUCCAUGACCACCUUCCAAGUGAUGGUGACCUACACCCCGCGGGAGGUGUCAGUCACACGGGGCAGCAGCUUCUCCGUCACGUGCUCCGUCCAUUCCCUGUACCCUCGCGGCAUGUUCUAUCUGAAGAACAUCAACACCAACAGCACCGCUUCCAAGGCAGCGUUUGGGCACACCGUUUUUUACGUGGGCUUGUUCGAAUUCCCUGACAUAGAGGACAAAGACCAAGGAGCUUACAUCUGCCUCUACGCUGUUAACCUCUCCUCCCAGGCUUUUUGGUCUAGUCCCUCCAUGUCUCUUUAUGUCAACGUUGUCUCUGCAUCUUCUUCGUCAGUGGUCACAGGACUUGUGGUUGGGUUGGUGCUCUUGCUGCUAAUCGUCAUUGUGGGUUAUCUGGUCUGGAGAAGACGAAGGCUGCAUUCUGGCACCUUAAUUCAGUUCAGCAACCGAUUUGGAGGAGCCACGAAAGUUUAUUCAGAAGACACGGGCAACGGAGGCCUUGAGGGCCGGGAUAUAAGCACACCUGCCAAGGAGGGAGUUGCGCAAAGCGACCCGACGGACAAGACUGCUGAGGUGGACGCUGAGAACUCCGUGGAGAGGCUCCCCGAGGACCUGGCCGGCCGAGUGUGUUACGAGCUGGAACCGCUCGUUGACUCCUGAUCUUGUGGCUCUAAUCAUGUCACACUUAACACCAUGAUAUACAUUAACGAUAUCUUUCCUCAGCUUAGUACACUGUCUUAAGAUAGCUGGAUUGGUAAAAAUGAAACAUUUUUAUUUUAUUCGUCUUUUAUAAAUAAUACAUUGUGGUCGUCAUUGCAUGUUAGCAACUAACUGCUGCAGCGGGAUGGAUCGGAUUUCUGGUCACAUCACAUAAGAGGUCACUUAUUGCUAGGCAGAUUUUAUGAAGUGUGACAAAUUAAUUCUGACUCAAUUUUGCAAUCAAAUCCCUAUUAUUAAACAUAAAGUAGGUAUUGGAAAGAAAGCUUUUUCAAAUCCAAUUCAAUACCAUAUUUCCCUCAGAUAUGCCAAUUAUGAAAGGCAUAAGUGCCAGAGAAAGCCUUUAAGUAAAUGCCCUCAAUUUCAUCUGAAGUCAGGUAAUAUUAAAUGUAUUUAAAUGUAUGAAAAAAUGCAUUACAUAACAUUAAACACCUUGCCUUUGAUAAAUUCCGCCUCUCUAACAAUUACAAUAAGUCAUGCUCUGAUGUCAUUUUUGUAAAAACUAUCAAAUGCAUUUGUACAAAUACAAGGCCUCCUCUCUAAUAAACAUUCCAUUUAUUAUACUGCAUACUCUCUGAAGUAAUAUUAGGUAGUACUGUAAAUGCAUUUUAUGGAAAAUAUGAAAUGUCUUGGCUCUUAAAACACCUCUAAUAAAAACAAACUUUAAAAACUCACUUUGUAACAAUUAAGGGCCUCUAAAAAUGUCUUUAUUUAACACAACAGACAAAUUUAAAUGAAUACAAAUAAAAAAGGUGUUUGAACAUCGCAUCGUCUCUAAUUAAUAUCUCAUAGUUUCAGUCAUAAAUACAGUAAAGCCUCUUAUCUUCAAUUUGAGCAAGUGGGCUGCUUAUAACACAGUAGUUAUGGUAUUUUUUUUCAGCGGUGAAUUCAUUGGCUUGGAAGUAGUCAACACCUUGAAUAUUUUCCCCUCAUGUUUAGUACUGGAUUUCUCCCCCCCCCCUCCCUCAUUGUUCUUAUGAGCAAUGUUUGUAAAUGCCCAGAACAAUAAAACUUUAUUUCUUAUA
Molecule: messenger RNA, 5053 nt
Organism: Syngnathoides biaculeatus (alligator pipefish)
Lineage: Eukaryota; Metazoa; Chordata; Actinopteri; Syngnathiformes; Syngnathidae
Product: scavenger receptor cysteine-rich type 1 protein M130-like
Exons: 18
Coding region: 165-3971 (1268 amino acids)
Cellular component (GO): membrane
Source: RefSeq, a predicted model, not a curated record